Molecule: messenger RNA, 2442 nt
Organism: Dichotomopilus funicola
Lineage: Eukaryota; Fungi; Ascomycota; Sordariomycetes; Sordariales; Chaetomiaceae
Product: putative dipeptidyl peptidase 4
Exons: 1
Coding region: 1-2442 (813 amino acids)
Biological process (GO): proteolysis
Cellular component (GO): plasma membrane
Molecular function (GO): serine-type peptidase activity; dipeptidyl-peptidase activity
Source: RefSeq, a predicted model, not a curated record
AUGCGCCAAUUCACCAACCUCCUCGCUGUAGCAGCAGCAACAAUCUCCGUCUCAGCAAUCGACCCCCCUCGCUUCCCCCACCAACCCACCGGCAACGGCACCACCCUCCUCAACUACAACAUCACCACCGCCAACCCAGGCUCCCUCAGCCCCUCCUCCACCUCCGUCACUUGGAUCGCAGGCUCCUCGGACUCCAACCAAGACGGUGAUUUCAUCACCACCGCCUCCGACGGUUCCUUCGUGUUCGAAAAUGUCGUCACCGGCAACCAGACCACCUUUUUGUCGGCUGACAAGAUCCCCGCCGAUUACUGGGAUUAUCAAAUCUCUGGGGACUAUUCCAAGGUGUUGUGGGCUGUGAAUUACACGAAACAGUACCGGCAUUCGUAUUUUGCGGAUUAUCUUGUCCAGGACGUCGCGACGGGGGAGACGAAGCCGUUGGUGGAGGGGUCGGAGGGGGAUAUUCAGUACGCGGUGUGGAAUCCCGUGUCGGCCGGGGAGAUUGCGUUCGUGAGGGGGAAUGAUCUGUUUAUUUGGGAGGAGAGUGGGAACAUCACGCGGAUCACGGAGAACGGAGGACCGGAUUUGUUCAACGCUGUCCCCGACUGGGUGUACGAGGAGGAGAUAUUCGGGAGUAACAACGUGCUGUGGUACUCGCCGGACGGGGCGUACAUUGCGUUUUUGACGUUUAAUGAGACGGGGGUCGAGACAUUUACGAUUCCGUAUUAUAUGGCCAACCAGAAGGUGGCGCCGUCGUAUCCGAGGGAACUGCCGCUGCGGUAUCCCAAGGUUGGGACUAAGAACCCGACUGUGGGGUUGAAUUUGUUGGAUGUCAAGGGCAGGGAGGUGAAGCCGGUGGUGGUGGAUGCGUGGCCCGAGGAUGAUUUGGUUAUUGGGGAGGUCGCGUGGGUGACGGAGGAACAUGAUAAGUUGAUUUACAGGGCGUUUAACCGCGUGCAGGAUCAGGAGAAGCUGAUCGUGGUCGACGCGCAGACGCAGAAGUCGACUGUUUCUCGGCAGCGGGAUGGGUCAGAUGGCUGGCUGGACAACAACUUGGCGAUUACCUACAUUGGCCCGGUCGAGCAAAAAUCCAACGGCAACGGCAACGGAAAGGGGAAAGAAAAAGGCAAGGGCACCGACACCACCCGGUACUACCUCGACCUCUCCGACGCGUCCGGGUGGAACCACCUAUACCUCUUCUCCCUCACCGACGGCUCCAACAUCACCCUCACCUCCGGGCCCUGGGAAGUCGCGUCCAUUCUCAAAGUCGACACCACCCGCGGUCUGGUCUACUACACCUCCACCGAGCACCACCCAACCGAACGCCACCUUUACUCGGUCUCCUACACCACCGGCAUCAAGACCCCUCUCGUCGACCCAACCGUCCCAGCCGUCUGGUCCGCUUCCUUCUCCGCUGCGGGAGGUUACUACAUCCUCACCUACUCUGGCCCGGACGUACCCUACCAAGAACUCUACUCCAUCUCUUCUGCGUCGCCUUCCAAGGCAAAGCCAGGCAAACCCCAACUAAUCCGCACAAUCACAUCCAACGCCGACCUCCACAGCACCCUCCAAUCCUACCGUCUCCCCCGCAUAACCUACCUCGACCUCCCCCACCCCUCAGGCUACAACCUCUCCGCCAUGCUCCGCCUCCCAGCCUCUUUCACCCCCCAUCCUCACCAACCUUACCCCGUCCUCCUAACCCCCUACGGCGGACCGGGCGCUCAAGAAGUCAGCAAAUCCUUCCAGGGCCUCGACUGGAACGCUUAUAUCGCUUCCGACCCCCAAUUGGAGUACAUCACGCUCACAGUCGACAACCGCGGCACUGGGUUCCGGGGCCGGGCGUUUCGGUCUACUGUCGCGGGGAAUUUGGGCGAGUUGGAGGCGCAGGACCAGAUCUGGGCUGCUAAGUGGUUGGCUGAUGCGCAUCCGGAGUGGGUAGCGCGGGAUAAGAUGGGCAUUUGGGGGUGGAGUUACGGGGGGUAUUUAACCGCCAAAGUGGUCGAGGCUGGCGCUGAUGAUGUGAUUGCUUUUGGAUUGGCCACGGCGCCCGUGUCGGAUUGGCGGUUCUAUGAUAGUAUGUACACUGAACGGUACAUGAAGACACCCGAGAUUAACCCUGACGGGUAUAACCGGUCGGCGGUGAGGAAGGUGGAGGGGUUUAAGAGAUUGAGGGGCCAGUUCCUGGUGCAGCAUGGCACGGGGGAUGAUAAUGUGCAUUUUCAGAACUCGGCGGCGUUGGGGGAUUUGUUGAUGGGUGGGGGGGUUGGGCCGGAGAAGUUGGAUGUGACGUUUUUUACGGAUUCGGAUCAUGGGAUACGGUAUGAUGGGCAGAAUGCGUUUGUGUAUAAGGAGUUGAGUGGGAAGUUGUGGGAGGAGAAGAGACGGGUGAAGGGGGAUCGCCAUCAGUGGAAUCGGAGAAAUGGGGCCGGGUGGAGGCCGGAGUAG